AGCAACAAUAAUGGCCGCUUUGCGAAGACUGGCCGUAGUUGUUGGCAGGCUGACAGGCUCGUCUAUCCCGCGUAAGGAUGUCCUUGGAUUCCGGGCAAAAAAUGACAAGACAGUGCGCGGGUGGCUUGCCGUCGGGGUAGGGAUGGCGGCAGGAGGUGCAGUGGCGUAUUACUAUUUUCACGAGCGACAUGACAGCAAAAGGAAGAGAGUCGGGCACAGCAUCAACGGCCGAGCUCUGCUUCCUUCUUUGCCCGCAGUAGCCGCUAAGGAAAAGGGUCGUCCGUUUGACUUUGAGGAGGGGGACGUCUACAUGUCGUCUCACGAGCACCGCUUUCGCCUCUUCAGCUCGGUGGAGUACGAGGGCCAGCUCUACAUGACUCCGCAGAACUUCAUCGAGUCGGUCACCAUGAGCGAACCCAGAAGCAAGAAGCCCUGGAGGUCCCUCACCAAACAGGAGCUGGAGAAGGUCCUGGCUGACACUCCGCCCGUGUGGAAGGGAACGUCCAAACUUUUCCGGAACCUCCGAGAGCGAGGCAUCAUCGCUUACACUGAGUAUCUCUUUCUGCUCUGCAUCCUGACAAAGCCCCACGCUGGCUUUAAGAUUGCCUUCAACAUGUUCGAUGCUGACGGGAACCAGAUGGUUGACAAGAGGGAGUUCUUGGUGCUGCAGGAGAUCUUCCGUAAGAAGAACGAGAAGAAAAGCCGAAAGGGAGAUGCAGACAAAUCAGCCCAGCUGAGUAUGCAGCUCUAUGGAUAUCAGGUGGCCCCCGUCAACAGCGUGCUUAAAAAAGAGGGUCAGGAGUUUGCGCCCAGGAGCUACUGGGACGUGCUGAGACGCAGCGCAAGUCAAGCUCUGUUUUCUGACCUGGCAGAGGACUUUAGACUAGAGCGUGUGGACGAGAGCAUGAUGAUUGACACGUCCUUGCUGGUGCACUUCUUUGGGAAGAAGGGCAAGGCAGAGCUGACCUUUGAUGACUUCUACAGGUUCAUGGAUAACCUGCAGACGGAGGUGCUGGAGAUCGAGUUCCUGACCUACUCCAAGGGCAUGACCACCAUCAGCGAGGAGGACUUCGCCCGCAUCCUGCUGCGCUACACCACCGUGGACAACAUCAGCAGCUACCUGGACAACGUGCGCCAGUGCAUCCCCGACGAGAAGGGAAUCACCUUUGAAGAGUUCAGGUCAUUCUUCCAGUUCCUGAACAACCUCGAGGAUUUUACUAUCGCCAUGCAAAUGUACAACUUUGCCAGCCGCUCUAUCGGCCAAGAUGAGUUUGCCAGGGCCGCGUAUGUGGCGACAGGUCUGCAGCUGACCCGUCACCUGGUCAACACCAUCUUUAAGAUCUUUGAUGUGGACCACGAUGACCAGCUGAGCUACAAAGAGUUCAUCGGCAUCAUGAAGGACCGCCUACACCGAGGAGGACGGGGCUACAAGACUGUGGAGCACUUCACCUCCUUCAAGUCCUGUCUGAAGAAGGAGCUGGCUGGCAGAUAAGUGAACAGGCACGGCACCGGCUCCUUCUCCGCCUGCAUCCGCUCGGAGGGUGGGAAGCAUGUCCGCCAGCUGUGGAGGAGGUUCAAGGAGAAGGCUUAGAUGGAGGAGGAGUGGAGGAGGAGGAGGAGGAGGAAGAGGAGGUCAACAGAAGGAAAACGGAAGGAAGGCCGUACAACUUACUCUGCUGAAAGGCCAUUCAGGGGCCUGCAAGAUUUACACCUAGAGACUGCACUACUGAUGGGAACAAGACCAGUCUAUAUUAUAAGUGAGACAGACUUCUAAUGUGGACUGAGAAGGUGGUAUUUGUAGGGGAGACCAGGUAGAGUUGUUCAAGGGGACAGUAGUAAAAUGCUUCAUUUUUCAGCUCAGCUACUCACAGGCAAAAUAAGUGAUAGCAACAGCAUACUAUGUUCAAAAUUUGAACUUGCAUCCCUGUCUGUCAAAAGUUAGAGACAGAAAAUAGAAUAGUUUUGUUGGUCAGUUGUGCACCUUAAGUUUUGAGCGACUGGCAGUAGGGCGAGAGCUGUGUAAAGCUUUGUAAAGACUGCAGUUUGGGUUUGAGUAAUGCAUGGCUGUUGCUGUACACUUGACUGACCUCUUGUCCCCUGCCACUGUGGCCUCAAAGCUGCAGCAAAAGCAAAGACACUCAUUUCAUUUAGAUUCAAAUCAUAGAAAAAGUCACCUGUGCUUGAAGCAGUGAUGUAAAGAAAGAGCCUGGAGGUGCAUGUUACAGAAAUGAUCAAAUGAAAGGUGUCACUUCAGAUAUUUUACAAGGCAUAAUACAGAAAGUACAACAACUCUACCCAGUCUCCCCACCACCAAUGUACCUGUCACCCUCUAAUGUACCUGUCAUCUUGUUAACACUGGUCUCAGUCUUUGAGUUUCGUGGCAUUACUUGAGAGAGAUUCGAAACUUAAACAUUCUAUGUUUUUGUGUUUGUUUGUUGGUUUUACUUGGUUGAAAAGACGUCUCUAUAUGAAGAACACCAUCAUGGUGACAUACAAUACCAGUAGGAUGUAGUCAAGCAGAACAUGGGUUUACAAGUUCUCUAUAUGCUCUCUACAUAUCUAGUCAUAUGUCUUUUAAUCUUAGUUUAAAGCAUGGCAUUUUUCAUCGAUGAUUUUAUAAUUUUCUUCUGUUUGAUCCAAAAACCAGAAGGGUUUUUAUAUUUGAUACAUUCCAUUACAUGUUUGCCAUUUUGUAUCAGCAUGUUGUCUCAACAAUAUAUAUCAACUUAUAUUUUUUCAUUUAUUGAAUAUUAAGGGAAGAUCAUUUAUUAGCUGGACAAGUGGAUGGUUUAUGCAGCCCCAGUACAGGGAAGGCCUAAGAUGGUUGUGCAUGACUAUCCAAUUGAGUAAUGCUUUCUAUGGCCUCUUUUGUGUGCACUGACAUUGCCAGAAAGAAAAUGAAACUCGAACAGUAAGCAAUAAAAAAAAACAAUGCAAAUAGAAUGUUUAAAAAACCUACUUAAAUUAUAGUUAUCAAGCAAUUAAAACUUUAUGAAGUUAGUCUUAAAUCACUUUAAAGGGUGCCGGUGUGUCUGUGAGAGAGUGUGUGUGUGUGUGUGUGUGUGUGUGUGUGUGCAUGAGCAUCUACUCAUUCCAUAGUUAAACGCAUGCAUCAGAGUAACUGUCAUAACUGCUGUUAGGAUCUGCAAAGUAAUUACAAAAUGUCUGUCUUUAAAACAUAGCCUUUCAUCACAGCCUGUGUGUUAUUUAUUUUGAUGUGUAUUAUGAAACCAUUUGGAGAUGAGAUGUACUUAUAUGGUUAUCAUGGAGUGUAUGUAAGCAGGAUGAUGUUGCCAGAUUUAUGAUAAAUUUACCAUGGCAGUAA
Messenger RNA from Sardina pilchardus (European sardine), 3325 nucleotides. RefSeq names its product mitochondrial calcium uptake family, member 3a (gene micu3a). Gene Ontology annotation, molecular function: calcium ion binding. Gene Ontology annotation, cellular component: uniplex complex. Lineage: Eukaryota; Metazoa; Chordata; Actinopteri; Clupeiformes; Clupeidae. The transcript has 16 exons. Bases 11 to 1492 code for a protein of 493 amino acids. Gene Ontology annotation, biological process: mitochondrial calcium ion homeostasis; calcium import into the mitochondrion. The record is from RefSeq and is a predicted model, not a curated record.